CUUAGAGGCAGCCAUAUUGGAUUUUCCCAAACGGGGAGAUCACAGUAGUCAUGAAAAUGAGGGCUGUUUUGCUGACUGCGGCAAGCUUUAUGCUCACAGGAAUAGUAAUUGGAAAUGCAUAUUUACAGAAGAAACAGUUUUACCCCUCUGUUGUGUACAUAACAAAGUCUAGUCCAAGUAUGGCGGUGCUGUAUAUACAGGCAUUUGUAUUUGUCAUCCUUAUGGGAAAACUGAUGAGGAAGAUUUUCUUUGGACAGCUCAGGCCAGCAGAAAUGGAGCAUUUAAUUGAGCGCUCCUGGUAUGCAGUGACAGAGACAUGUCUAGCUUUCACAGUAUUCAGAGAUGAUUUCAGUCCACGGUUUGUGGCAUUAUUCACGCUAUUACUUUUCCUCAAGUGUUUCCACUGGCUGGGAGAAGACAGAGUAGAUUAUAUGGAACGAAGUCCAAUUAUAUCUUGGUUAUUUCAUAUCAGAUGCUUAGCUUUGCUGUUGGUGUUGAGUUCCAUAGACCUGUAUUUUGUCAACCAUGCCUACUACAGUACUUUGAUCAAGGGAGCAUCAGUGCAGCUUGUCUUUGGUUUUGAGUAUGCCAUCCUGUUCACCUUGGUAUUAACAGUCUUCAUAAAGUAUAUUUUACAUACAGUAGAUGUUCAAAGUGAAAAUCCAUGGGAAAAUAAAGCAGUUUAUCUUCUUUACUCAGAUCUAGGGAUGGGUUUUGUGAGAGUCGUAUUGUAUAUCACUUUCAUGAUUAUAAUGAUCAAGGUUCAUACAUUCCCGUUGUUUGCCAUCCGACCAAUGUACCUUACCAUUAGAGCCUUCAAGAAAGCUUUGAAUGAUGUUAUAAUGUCCAGGAGAGCCAUAAGGAAUAUGAAUACUUUGUAUCCAGAUGCUACAGAAGAAGACAUCCAGUCAGGAGAUAAUGUUUGUAUAAUAUGCCGAGAAGAAAUGGCAGUCAACUGUAAAAAACUCCCCUGCAACCACAUAUUUCACACAAGCUGUCUGCGCUCCUGGUUUCAGCGCCAGCAGACAUGCCCCACAUGCCGCAUGGAUGUCUUACGAUUGCCUGCAUCAAGGCAACGAAGCACCCCUCCACAGCAGCCUCAGCAACCACAGCAGCAACCCAACUUGCAGCAGCCUCACUUGGCUGGCCUAUUUGGUGGAGCUUUUCCUGGUGCAUUCCCAGGCUGGCCUCCAGCUCCAGGACAGGUGCCCCCUCAACCUCCACCUGCAGGAGCCCCCAGUAGUUCAGCUCCACCAAGCACAGCGACACCCUCACCUCCAGGCACGACUGCCCCCAACAUGGCGGGAGCUGGGUUCCCUGCAGGCCAGGUGCCACUACAGCCAGGGGCACCUGCCCCACCUCUCCCUGGGUUUAUGCCUCCAUUCAUGCCACCACCACCACCUAUGUUUGUACCUGGGAUGAUGCCGUUUGGUAUGCCAGUUCCUAGUCCCCCUCCCAACUUUUCAGGUUUAAAUGAAGAAGAACUUAGAGCUAUGGAGGGGACAGAAAGGCGGCAUUUAGAGGCCAGGAUACAGCAUUUGAGAAGUAUCCAUACACUGCUAGAUGCAGCAGUUGUAAUGCUUCAGCAAUAUACUACUAUGGUUAACAAUUUAGGAGCCACUGCUCCACCUUCAACAGCAGCUUCUUCAGCCUCCACAACAGUAACACAAAGUCCAUCUGUUUCCUCAUCAUCAAACCUGGUCACUUCCACAUCACCAUCCACAGACUUCUCUUUACCUAGGCCACUCAAGGACUCUGAGAGGCAAUCAAAAAUACAAGAAAAAGACUCUAGUAAGGAUGAAGAUGAUAGCGCCCUUGGUGCUACUGGAUUUAGUCCAGUAAAAAAAGAAGAACUCAUUCCUAAAUGGGAAGAUCCAUCUUUGGAGGAAGAGAGUGACGAGAUGCACGAGAUAAGGAGACGCAGACUACAGAAAUUCUCAUCACAAACGGACACAGACAAAUCAAAAACUAAAAUAGAUGACUAUGAUAACUUAGAUUGAAACUUUUUUGCACAUCUCGGCACUUCUUGUUUGGCCAUCUAUUUCGGUCUCAUGGAAAUUGCUAUUUUAAAUGGCGAGGAGUUAAGUUGUGCAGCGCAUUGGUUAAUGCCAGUUUCUUUUCUCUGCAUGCAUGCUGGCAAUGCAUUCCUUGACUUUCUGGUAAAAAAAGUUCCUAUGGGCACUGCAUACAGCAUUUCUGCAUCUUUCACUGAUUUAAUGGAGAUUGGCUCCAGAUUUGUUUUUGGCAUGUUGUAAGUAGAAGGCGACAAGCCUUGUUAUCAGUAUUUAUAUGUAUUUCACAAAUGGCAGUAAUAGAUGUAGUUACAAAAGUAGUAUCUGUAUGUCAUUGUAUGUGCUGCAGUCAUUUCAACAGAAGGGCCUAGUGCUUCUAAAAUUUGUAAUGACGGUUCAAAACUGAAAAGCCAUAAGGGGGUUACUCCCAUCAUUAUUUUUCUCUGUCCUCAUCCCAUAUUUUCAGUUUACAUUCAGUUUGUGUUUAAUGUGAACCAUAGUAAAAAAAAACUAUUUUAAAGCCCAAUAAGAUUAAUGCUUUAAGCUGGAUGUAAAACGAUUAGCAUUGCCUCUUAAACUAAGACACUAAAUGUGCACUUUUAAAAUUUUGAGCAAAUUGAGAAAUGGUGCUAUUUUAACAAUUUGUUUUUGAAACCCAUAAUGGAAAGAGAAUAGGUAUUCAGUAUUUUUUUAAUGAUGUAUAUAAUGCCAAGUCCCAGCAAACAUAUUCCAUUUAGCUAGACAAUGUUAUGGAGUAUUCAGCAACUCUAUCAGCUUAAUAUAUCAGGAUUUCAUGGACAGAAUUGAUAUUUGCUGGUUAA
Lingula anatina is the source of this 2833-nucleotide messenger RNA. RefSeq names its product E3 ubiquitin-protein ligase synoviolin A. NCBI's taxonomy places the organism in Eukaryota, Metazoa, Brachiopoda, Lingulata, Lingulida, Lingulidae. Gene Ontology annotation, biological process: proteasome-mediated ubiquitin-dependent protein catabolic process; ERAD pathway. Gene Ontology annotation, molecular function: ubiquitin protein ligase activity. The record is from RefSeq and is a predicted model, not a curated record. Gene Ontology annotation, cellular component: endomembrane system.